UGGUUAUUGAAGAUGAUAGAAUUGAUGACGUGCUGCAAAAUCUCUCCGAAAAGGCCCCUCCCGGUGUUUAA
Pygoscelis adeliae (Adelie penguin) is the source of this 71-nucleotide messenger RNA. It is a transcript of the gene CAMK2N1, whose product is annotated as calcium/calmodulin-dependent protein kinase II inhibitor 1. The annotation marks the transcript as partial. Lineage: Eukaryota; Metazoa; Chordata; Aves; Sphenisciformes; Spheniscidae. The record is from RefSeq and is a predicted model, not a curated record. The transcript has a single exon. Gene Ontology annotation, molecular function: protein kinase inhibitor activity.